GAAAUCAUUAUCUGUUCCUAAACACAAUAAUUACAAACCUUUAAAUAAUAGCUUUAGUACUCCUGAUAAGAAACCUAAUAAAGUAUGCGUAUGAGUUAUAUAAGAGUAGAUUAAAUACUUAAUCAACUUUGAAGUUUAGCGGAGAAAUGAUGUCCGUUUAAAGUUAUUUAUACGAACAAGCUCAUUUAAAGGAGGAGACUUCAAAAAAAGAGUUCAUAAGAUAAAUCAGGAGUGUAAUCGACAAUCUUGAAAAGAGUAAGAGUUUUAAGUAGUUAAACUAAUAACUCUCUAAUUUGAUAGUCGGAUUAAGGACAUGCAUACAUUAAUAGGAUGCAUCAAAUUAGAUAAUUUAAUUAAUCCAAAUGAUCAGAGACAUUGUCAAUAAUCAUUAAAACAACAAGUAGAUUCAUUAUACUAAGGAUAAAGCAAUAUUGCUCCAAAAAAUUCAUGAAUUAGAAUUACAAGCAAAAGAAAAUUAAUUUUAAUAAGGUAUCUAAUAGUCUAUUUCGUUUAGAAUUAUAAAUACAAAAUAUGAAAGCUUAAGAGAGAAUAAAAAAUUAUGAAAUUCAAUUAGAAUAAAUUAAAGAGGUAAAAGAAUAAAAGCAUCAAAUUUAACCAUAAAAGUAAUAAAUGAAUAAUUAUGAAAAAAUGCAAUUGAAGAACCAGAUUUAAUUGAUGCAAUAGAAAAUUGAGACACUCUCAGAUAAAGAGAAGAAAUUAAUUUAAUUAGUAAAAGCUGUAAAAUAGAGAGGCAUUGAUAUUGAACACAUAUACAGAAAUAUUAAUUAGGUUUCGAGUAGAAACAGUCUAAUUAUAAAUCAAGAGAAUGAAGAACAGUUUGUAGAUAGUUCAUAUUCUGAUUUCGCAGACAUCUCUCAAUUUGAUAUUGGCUAGAGUAGUAUUAAAAGAAACCAAAAAUUUUUAUUAGAUUGA
Messenger RNA from Paramecium octaurelia, 933 nucleotides. The record is from the annotation of a GenBank genome assembly. NCBI's taxonomy places the organism in Eukaryota, Ciliophora, Oligohymenophorea, Peniculida, Parameciidae.